AUGAAUACUGUAAUGCGUGCACCGAAAUCUGGCUUUGCUCAUGACGUAUGGGAGAAGAUUCAAUCGAAGUAUAACGUUACACAGGCUCAUGAAGCUUUGGAAUGGAUUAGUGAAAUGAUUAGUGAACAAUUUGAUACUAGCGGUGAUAUGGAUAAUGUUUAUAGUCAAUUAAAAGAUGGUCGUAAACUUUGCCAACUAAUGAAUUCAAUAGUACCAGAUUCGAUUCGAAAAAUUAAUAGUGGUGAAAAUAGCUUUAAACUAAUGGAAAAUAUAGCACGUUUUGCUGAAGCAGCUAAAACUUAUGGACUAUCUGAUACCGAAACAUUUCAAACAGUUGAUUUAUAUGAAAAAAUGAAUCUUCAUCAAGUUAUUGUUUGUCUUUUUGCACUAGGUCGAAAAGCUCAAAAACAAGGAAUACGGGGUUUAGGUCCUAAAGAAAGUGAUAAAAAUGAACGAACUUUUUCAGCAGAAACAUUAAAACAAGGUAACAUGGUAAUCAGUACUCAAUAUGGAUAUAACAAAGGAGCAACACAAUCAGGCAUCGUUUUCGGCAAUACACGCCAUAUGUAA
Messenger RNA from Rotaria socialis, 570 nucleotides. The record is from the annotation of a GenBank genome assembly. Lineage: Eukaryota; Metazoa; Rotifera; Eurotatoria; Philodinida; Philodinidae.